AAAUAUGUCGAUGCUCUAGAAACGAUAUCGUUUUAUUUUCCUUAUUUUACACAGUAUUUAACACCUGUCGAUAACAUUGACGCUUUAUACGACUACAUUAACUUGACUGCGAUGUCGAAUCUAUAAAAUGGCUAUAAUUAUUAAAUAAAUCAACAGCUACGCGAAAGCUGUGGCAUUUUAACUUAAUUUGUAAAUAUUUUUACCAAAGUAACAAAAUGAACAACAAGAUAAGAUAUAUAAUUAAUAUAGCUAUUAUUUCACUUUUUAUUGAUCUUGUGAAUACAGAAAAUUACGAUGAAAAUCCAGCAGAAGAUUAUGAAGAAACCGAUUCAAUUGAUUCAGAAAGCAAUGAAGUUUAUAAUGUAAGCUUAAAAGAAAAACCAAGUCGAGAAAGGAAUGCAGAACUGAAAAGCAGAUUUGUUGAUGGUAACGCAACGAUUGAUAUAUUUCCGCAUAAAGGAUCUAACUCUGAAACCUCUAAGUUGGCGACGCUUAUUGAUGAUUCAAAAUGCAAAUCAACACGACUUUCUGAUUAUCCUUAUUCAGUCUCUAUCCAGAAAAAGGGUGCACAUUAUGCUUCUGGUGCUCUGAUACAUAAGAAAUGGAUAUUGACUGUUGCUAGCGAGUUUUUCAACAUAAGAGAAACUAUCAAGCUUUUUAAGGCUCGGCUAGGAUCAGUGAACUGCAAGAAAGGUGGAGCCUUAGUCUCUUUGAAAGGAAUUGAAGUUCAUCCAUCAUACGUCUACAAGAAGCCCAGUUUUGAUUUGUCGAUGCUUAGAAUUGGACAGCUUGUACAGUGCUCAGAAAAUAUUAGACCAAUAAGUUUGUCGGUUAUAAAACAGUCGAUUGUCAGUGCGAAGUUUAUGGCGACCUAUUGGUCGAGAUUAAUUAUCAAUGGCAAAGUCCUAUCUAAAGCAGCAAAAGAGCGUAUGAAACAGUACAGCAUGCGAGUGUCCACCCAGAAAAUGAUACCUUGGGAUAAAUGUUAUAAUGUUAUGCAAACAUAUAAUUAUUCACUGGAUGUAUCAAGUCUUUGUUUGGAGCCCAUCAUGUCUCAUCAUAGUCCGUGCAUGCCCGACGUUGGAGCUCCUAUUAUCGCUGAUGAUGGUCUUUGGGGAAUCACUUCGGGAUGGAUUUCAGAUGACUGUUCGACAUAUUAUCCCAGUCCGACUAUUGCCACAAGAAUCUCUUUAGAGCCUAUAUCGACCUGGUUAGACGCAUUAUUAGAUGAAGACUGAUGAUGAUCAUUGACAAAUACUUAUUACUAAUUUGUUAAGCCAUAGUUCUAUGGUUUACCAACAUGACGCGUUAGUAAGAGUCUGCUUCAUAAAUUAAUUUGUUAUAUUUUGGAAAGAUACAUUAGUUACCAUGGAUUCUAUUAUUUUUUAUAUUUAAAAUAUUAGUUUAAGGGUGCUAUUGUUUUUUAUAUUUCUAAUAAAAUUAAUUGCUAUUAUUAUCUUCGAUACUUUAAUUGCGUUAAGAAUUUGAAAUGGAACUUGAAAAAUAUAAUAUACUGAGGUAGAUGAACGCAACACGCUGUACAUACAAUGAUUCCAAAGACCUUAUCAAUAAUAAAUAAAACCUACCAGUUACCACCGUAAUGUAAAUUGAGCAAUAAGGAUUACUUAUAGGAAGCAAGUGCGUGUUUAUUAAUAAGUACUCUCACCUAUUAAUACUUACUCUUAUUGUUGUUUAUUGGUAGAAGUGACAGUGAAAAUGCAAAAAAAGAAGAAUUUUACCUAUUUUACGAGAUAAUACUUAUAUAUUUUAAUUUGGCAACAAGCCAGAUUGCGCAAAAAAAUUGUAAUUGCAUCACUUAUUCAGCCAAAAUUUAAUAGCAAACGUUUCAAAUAAUAUUAUUAUCUUAUCUUCAAAAUAUA
This is a messenger RNA of Maniola jurtina (meadow brown), 1880 nucleotides long. Its product is annotated as hypodermin-A-like. Gene Ontology annotation, biological process: proteolysis. The transcript is spliced from 5 exons. Lineage: Eukaryota; Metazoa; Arthropoda; Insecta; Lepidoptera; Nymphalidae. Bases 216 to 1238 code for a protein of 340 amino acids. The record is from RefSeq and is a predicted model, not a curated record. Gene Ontology annotation, molecular function: serine-type endopeptidase activity.